Messenger RNA from Lucilia cuprina (Australian sheep blowfly), 6766 nucleotides. It is a transcript of the gene l(3)72Ab, whose product is annotated as putative U5 small nuclear ribonucleoprotein 200 kDa helicase. Lineage: Eukaryota; Metazoa; Arthropoda; Insecta; Diptera; Calliphoridae. The coding region runs from base 143 to 6571 and encodes 2142 amino acids. The record is from RefSeq and is a predicted model, not a curated record. The transcript is spliced from 8 exons. Gene Ontology annotation, cellular component: nucleus. Gene Ontology annotation, molecular function: ATP binding; nucleic acid binding.
CAGUGAAAACAAAAUAAAAGAAAGCGGUGGCCGUGUUUACUGAAAUCACAGAAGUGAAAAAUAUUUUUACACAAUUUAUUAAAAAAAUAUUAAUAAAUAAUAUAAUUAUUAACUUUAUUGCAUAUUAAAAGAAUAAAUAAACAUGGCUGAUGCCGCUGCCAGACAGCUGCAAUAUGAAUAUAAAGCGAACUCAAAUUUGGUUUUGCAAGCUGAUGUUAGACUUAUCGAACGUCCAAGACGUGAUGAGGCUACCGGCGAGGUUAUGUCCUUAGUGGGCAAACUGGAGGGCACACGUAUGGGUGAUCGCUAUCAACGUUCAAAGCCGGAAAAAACUGAAGAACGUAAGGCUAAACGGCAGAAACGUGAUGAAGCUCAAUAUGAUUUUGAACGCAUGAAGGGAGCAACUCUUUUGUCCGAGGGUAUUGAUGAAAUGGUAGGCAUUGUUUAUCGUCCCAAAACCCAGGAAACCCGUCAAACUUAUGAGGUGUUGUUAAGUUUUAUUCAAGAAGCCUUGGGCGAUCAGCCUAGAGAUAUUCUAUGUGGUGCAGCUGAUGAAAUUUUGGCUGUUCUCAAAAAUGACAAACUUAAAGAUCGUGAACGUAAGCGGGAAAUUGAUAGUUUAUUGGGUUCGGUUACAGAUGAAAGAUUUGCUUUACUUGUUAAUUUAGGCAAGAAAAUUACUGAUUUUGGUUCGGAUGCAGUUACCGCUUUAAAUUCGAAUGUUAAUGAAGAACAAAUUGAUGAAACUUAUGGUAUUAAUGUACAAUUUGAAGAGUCCGAAGAGGAAAGUGACAAUGAUAUGUAUGGUGAGAUAAGAGAUGAAGAUGGUCAGGAAGAAGGUGAAGAAGCUCGCAUUGAUCAUACUUUACAUGCAGAAAACUUACUUGCCGAAGAAUCUGUUAAUGUUAAAAAAGAACGUGGCCUACAUCCCCUCGACAUUGAUGCCUAUUGGCUGCAGCGUUGUCUUAGCAAAUACUAUAAAGAUGCUAUGGUUUCUCAGAGCAAAGCUGCAGAUGUUUUGCGCAUCCUUAAAGAUGCUGCCGACGAAAGAGAUUGUGAAAAUCAAUUGGUACUUUUGUUGGGCUACGAUUGUUUUGAUUUUAUCAAACAAUUGAAACUUAAUCGUCAAAUGAUUUUAUACUGUACAAUGUUGGCGUCAGCUCAGACCGAUAGCGAACGUCAACGUAUACGUGAAAAGAUGCGUAAUGAUAAUAAAUUGGCUAAAAUCCUAGUACAAUUAGAUACCGGCAAGACAGAAGAUGAGGAAGGUUAUGGUAAUAGUUCUCGUACUAGUAAACUGGAUAAAUCACAACUGGAUGAUGCUGGUCAGGGUAUGGCAGGACAAGUACCGGGACAAAGACAACUUUUAGAAUUGGAUGAAUUGUCGUUUACCCAAGGUUCUCAUUUCAUGGCCAACAAAAGAUGUCAAUUGCCUGAUGGCUCAUUUCGUAAACAACGUAAAGGUUAUGAGGAGGUACAUGUGCCGGCAUUAAAACAAGUUCCCUUUGAGGAUAAAGAAGAAUUACAACCCAUAGAUAAGCUGCCCAAAUAUGUGCAACCCGUUUUUGAGGGUUUCAAAUCCUUGAAUCGUAUACAAUCUAGAUUAUGGCGUUCUGCUUUAGAGUCUGACGAAAAUAUGCUUUUGUGUGCACCCACUGGUGCUGGUAAAACUAAUGUUGCCCUGCUGUGUAUGAUGCGUGAGAUAGGCAAACAUAUCAAUGAAGAUGGUACCAUUAAUGCCGAUGAUUUUAAGAUUAUUUAUGUCGCUCCCAUGAAAUCUUUGGUACAAGAAAUGGUGGGUAAUUUUGGCAGAAGAUUGGCUUGUUAUAAUCUUACCGUUUCCGAAUUGACGGGAGAUCAUCAGCUGACUAGAGAACAAAUAGCUGCUACUCAAGUGAUUGUUUGUACCCCGGAGAAAUGGGAUAUUAUAACACGUAAGGGUGGUGAAAAGACUUUUACUUCGUUGGUACGUUUGGUUAUUAUUGAUGAAAUUCAUUUGUUGCACGAUGAAAGAGGUCCGGUUUUGGAGGCUUUAGUGGCGCGCACAAUACGUAAUAUAGAAGUUACACAAGAAGAUGUUAGGCUGGUAGGUCUAUCUGCUACAUUGCCCAAUUACCAAGAUGUUUCCACUUUUCUGCGUGUUAAGCCCGAUAAGGGCCUUUUCUACUUCGACAACAGUUUCCGUCCAGUGGCUUUGGAACAACAAUAUAUUGGUGUUACCGAAAAGAAAGCUCUUAAAAGAUUCCAAGUAAUGAAUGAGAUUGUUUAUGAAAAAACUAUGGAACAUGCGGGACGUAAUCAAGUUUUAGUGUUUGUACAUUCACGUAAAGAAACCGGUAAAACGGCUCGCGCGGUACGUGAUAUGUGUUUGGAAAAGGAUACUUUAGGUAGUUUUCUACGUGAAGGUUCGGCGAGUAUGGAGGUAUUAAGAACUGAAGCUGAACAAGUGAAAAAUACUGAAUUAAAGGAACUUUUACCUUAUGGCUUUGCUAUACAUCAUGCUGGUAUGUCGAGAGUAGAUCGUACUUUGGUCGAAGAUCUUUUUGCUGAUCGUCAUAUACAGGUUCUGGUUUCCACAGCCACUUUAGCCUGGGGUGUUAACUUGCCCGCCCAUACCGUCAUAAUCAAAGGUACUCAAGUCUACAACCCCGAAAAGGGCAGAUGGGUAGAGUUGUCUGCCUUGGAUGUUUUGCAAAUGUUGGGUCGUGCUGGUCGUCCUCAAUAUGAUACCAAAGGUGAGGGUAUUUUGAUUACCAAUCACAGUGAAUUGCAAUUCUAUCUAUCUCUGCUCAAUCAACAAUUACCCAUUGAGUCACAGUUUGUUUCCAAGUUGCCGGAUAUGUUGAAUGCUGAAAUUGUUUUGGGCACCGUACAGAAUCUAAAGGAUGCUGUCAAUUGGUUGGGUUAUACUUAUCUUUAUAUUCGUAUGUUAAGGAAUCCCUUGCUGUAUGGUGUGGGUCAUGAUGCUUUAAAAGAGGAUCCUUUGCUGGAGCAGCGAAGAGCAGAUUUAAUACACACGGCAGCUUUACAUUUAGAUCGCAGUGGUUUGAUAAAGUACGAUCGUAAAUCUGGCCAAUUCCAGGUUACCGCUUUGGGUCGUAUUGCUUCGCAUUACUAUUGUACCCAUGAGACUAUGAUGACUUAUAAUCAAUUGCUUAAGCAAACUCUAUCGGAAAUUGAAUUGUUUAGAGUGUUUUCUUUAUCUUCGGAAUUUAAACAUAUCGCUGUUAGGGAAGAAGAAAAAUUGGAAUUACAAAAGUUAAUGGAACGUGUACCCAUACCGAUUAAAGAGUCCAUGGAGGAACAUAGUGCUAAAGUGAAUGUUUUACUACAAGCCUAUAUAUCACAGUUGAAAUUGGAAGGUUUUGCUUUAAUGUCCGACAUGGUUUUCAUAACACAAUCCGCUUCUCGUCUAAUGAGAGCCAUUUUUGAGAUUGUUUUACAUCGAGGCUGGGCCCAAUUGGCGGAUAAAUGUUUGACUUUAUGUAAAAUGAUUGAUCGUCGCAUGUGGCAGUCUAUGACACCUCUAAGGCAAUUCAAAAAGAUGCCCGAUGAAAUUGCCAAAAAGCUGGAGAAGAAAAAUUUCCCUUGGGAACGUUUGUACGAUUUGGAACCCCAUGAAAUAGGAGAAUUGAUACGUGUUCCUAAAUUGGGUAAAACAAUACAUAAAUUUGUACAUCAAUUCCCCAAAUUGGAACUAUCCACACAUAUACAACCCAUAACACGUUCUACAUUGAGAGUAGAACUUACUAUAACACCAGAUUUUCAAUGGGAUGAAAAGGUUCAUGGUCAAUCGGAGGGUUUCUGGAUUAUGGUAGAAGAUGUUGAUUCGGAAAUCAUAUUACAUCAUGAAUUCUUUUUACUCAAGGAGAAAUAUUGUCAAGACGAACAUCAGUUGAAAUUCUUUGUGCCCGUUUUUGAACCUUUACCUCCUCAGUAUUUUUUGAGAAUUGUAUCGGACAGAUGGAUUGGUUCGGAGACACAAUUACCUGUUUCUUUCCGUCAUUUAAUAUUGCCCGAGAAAAAUAUGCCUCCUACCGAAUUGUUGGAUUUACAACCUUUACCCAUUUCGGCCUUAAGAAAUCCCAAAUUUGAAGAAUUCUAUAAAGACAAAUAUCCUCAAUUCAAUCCCAUACAAACGCAAGUUUUUAAUGCUGUCUACAAUAGUGAUGAUAAUGUUUUUGUGGGAGCUCCCACGGGCUCGGGCAAAAUGACAAUAGCAGAAUUUGCCAUAAUGCGUCUGUUCUCCCAACAAAGUGAGGGCAGAUGUGUUUAUUUGGUCUCCAAAGAAGAUUUGGCUGAUUUGGUAUUCGCCGAUUGGCAUACAAAAUUUGCUAACUUGGGUCUUAAGGUGGUAAAAUUGACAGGUGAAACGGGUACAGAUCUUAAGCUGCUAGCUAAGGGUCAGCUUAUUAUAACCACAGCUGAUAAAUGGGAUGUUCUCUCGAGACGUUGGAAACAGCGUAAGAAUGUACAAAAUAUACAUUUAUUCAUAGUGGAUGAAUUACAGCUGGUGGGAGGAGAAGAUGGUCCCGUUCUGGAGGUGGUUUGCUCGAGAAUGCGUUAUAUUUCUUCUCAAAUUGAAAAGCAAAUACGUAUAGUGGCUUUAUCCUCUUCUCUGGCAGAUGCCAGAGAUGUAGCUCAGUGGUUGGGUUGUAACACUAAUGCCACCUUUAAUUUCCAUCCAAGUGUUAGGCCGAUACCUUUGGAAUUACAUAUACAAGGUUUCAAUAUUACACACAAUGCCACCAGAAUAGCCUCCAUGUCUAAACCUGUGUACAAUGCUAUUCUCAAAUACAGUCCUCAUAAACCUGUCAUUGUUUUUGUCUCUUCUCGCAAACAAGCUCGUCUUACCGCCAUUGAUAUUUUAACUUAUUCAGCUUCGGAUUUACAACCCAAUCGCUUUUUCCAUGCUGAAGAGGAAGACAUUAAACCCUUCUUGGAUCGCAUGACUGAUAAAACUUUAAAGGAAACCCUUUCACAGGGUGUAGCUUACUUGCAUGAAGGUCUUACCGCUUCUGAUCAUCGUUUGGUAGAACAACUUUUUGAUUCUGGAGCCGUGCAAGUGGCUGUUGUGGCCAAAGAUUUAGCCUGGGGCAUGAGUAUCUCGGCUCAUUUGGUCAUUAUUAUGGAUACACAAUUCUAUAAUGGUAAAAAUCAUUCAUAUGAAGAUUAUCCCAUAACGGAUGUUCUACAAAUGAUUGGACGCGCCAAUAGACCGAUCGAAGAUGCCGAUGCUAAAUGUGUUUUAAUGUGUCAGUCUUCGAAAAAGGAUUUCUUUAAGAAAUUCCUUAAUGAACCCUUACCCAUUGAAAGUCAUUUGGAUCAUCGUCUGCAUGAUCAUUUUAAUGCUGAAGUUGUUACCAAAACCAUAGAAAACAAACAGGAUGCUGUUGAUUAUCUUACCUGGACUUUCCUCUAUAGACGUUUAACACAAAAUCCCAAUUACUAUAAUUUACAAGGUGUUACACAUCGUCAUUUAUCCGAUCAUUUGUCGGAGUUGGUCGAAAAUACUUUGUCUGAUUUGGAACAAUCUAAAUGUAUUAGUAUUGAAGAUGAUAUGGAUACAUUGCCUCUAAAUCUGGGCAUGAUUGCGGCCUAUUAUUAUAUCAAUUAUACAACAAUAGAACUUUUCAGUUUGUCACUGAAUAGCAAAACAAAAGUUCGAGGUCUUUUGGAAAUCAUAUCCUCGGCAGCGGAAUAUGAGGAUAUUGUGGUGCGUCAUCAUGAAGAAGGCAUAUUAAGAACUUUAUCUCAACGUUUACCCAACAAAUUAACCGGUCCAAAUGAUACGGCUCCCAAAUUCAAUGACCCCCAUAUUAAAACCAACCUACUGUUGCAAGCUCAUUUAUGUCGCCUGCAAUUGGGACCAGAACUGCAAGGUGAUACCGAAAUUAUAUUGGGAAAAGCCAUACGUUUGAUACAAGCCUGUGUAGAUGUUCUCAGUUCGAAUGGUUGGCUUUCGCCGGCUGUAGCUGCUAUGGAGCUGGCACAAAUGGCCACACAAGCUAUGUGGAGCAAGGAUUCAUAUCUUAAACAAUUACCACAUUUUAAUGCUGAAAUCAUUAAGAGAUGUACCGAAAAGAAAAUCGAAACUGUUUUCGAUAUUAUGGAAUUGGAAGAUGAAGAUCGUUCACGUCUUUUGCAAUUAAGCGAUGCCCAAAUGGCCGAUGUGGCACGUUUCUGUAAUCGUUACCCUAAUAUAGAAAUGAACUUUGAGGUAGUUGACAAAGAUCGCAUUAAUUCGGGUUCAACGGUUAAUGUUGUGGUACAAUUGGAAAGAGAAGAUGAAAUUACUGGUCCUGUUAUAGCACCAUUCUUUCCACAGAAACGUGAAGAAGGCUGGUGGGUUGUUAUUGGUGAUUCGAAGACCAACUCUUUACUCUCCAUCAAACGUCUUACUUUACAACAAAAAGCUAAAGUUAAACUUGAUUUUGUGGCACCCAGUCCUGGUCGUCAUGAUUAUACUUUAUAUUUUAUGAGUGAUUCUUAUUUGGGUUGCGAUCAAGAAUAUAAAUUUAAUAUUGAUGUUGGUGAUUUCCAAUCGGAAAGUGAGAGUGAAUCAGAUUAGUUGUGUCCAUAUGUUUAAAUUGCAUAAAGCGUGGGUUUCUUCUUAUAAAUAUUAUUUACAUUUUAAAUUAGCAUAUAGUUGAUAAAAUUGCUAUUCAAAAAAAGUACAUUCAUUAUAUUCAAAUAAAUACAAAUUUACUUGGAAGAGAUUGUUAUAGAUCUUUUUUCAGUGAAAUAAAUACUUAAAAAUAAAUAA